Messenger RNA from Callorhinchus milii (elephant shark), 3611 nucleotides. Its product is annotated as sodium/calcium exchanger 3-like. Gene Ontology annotation, cellular component: postsynapse; axon; sarcolemma. The transcript has 7 exons. Lineage: Eukaryota; Metazoa; Chordata; Chondrichthyes; Chimaeriformes; Callorhinchidae. The record is from RefSeq and is a predicted model, not a curated record. Gene Ontology annotation, biological process: cell communication; calcium ion import across plasma membrane; sodium ion transmembrane transport. Gene Ontology annotation, molecular function: calcium:sodium antiporter activity. Bases 49 to 2826 code for a protein of 925 amino acids.
GCCCCAAAAUCGCCACCUUGUCUCGUCCGACUCGUAAAACAUUCCCCGAUGGCCGCGUGGCGGUGCCCAGCCUUGGCUUCUCCUGCCCUGGGGGCCGGCUGUCUCGUGCCCCUGUUGUUGGCGAUGGUGACGACAACUGUUUGGGCGGCGGAAGGAACCGAGGCAGGAGAUCCCUCGGACUCCAGGAACUCAUCGUGUCGAGGCUCCUUCGAGUGCAACAGGGGGAUCAUCCUCCCCAUAUGGUACCCCCAGAACCCAUCCUUUGGGGACAAAGUCGCCCGGGCCAUUGUCUACUUUGUUGCCCUCUUGUACUUGUUCCUGGGCGUCUCGAUCAUCGCUGACCGUUUCAUGGCUUCCAUAGAAGUCAUCACCUCGCAGGAGAAGGAGAUCACCAUCACCAAACCCAACGGCGAGACCACAGUGGCCACCGUCAGGAUCUGGAACGAGACCGUCUCCAACCUGACCCUCAUGGCCCUGGGCUCCUCGGCCCCCGAGAUCCUGCUGUCGGUCAUCGAGGUGGUGGGGCACGGCUUCAAGGCGGGGCAGCUGGGCCCCGGCACCAUCGUGGGCAGCGCGGCCUUCAACAUGUUCGUGAUCAUCGCUGUCUGCGUCUACAUCAUCCCUGACGGGGAGGUGCGGAGGAUCAAGCACCUGCGGGUGUUCUUCGUUACUGCCUCGUGGAGCAUUUUCGCCUACAUCUGGCUCUACCUGAUCCUGGCCGUGUUCUCUCCUGGGGUGGUCAAGGUCUGGGAAGGGUUGUCCACCCUCAUGUUCUUCCCGGUCUGCGUGGUCUUCGCCUGGAUCGCCGACAAGCGGCUGUUCUUCUACAAGUACUACGUUUACCGCAGAUACCGGGUGGACAGCAGGAGCGGGGUCAUCUUGGGCACCGAGGGAGAGCUGCCCAAAGGGAUCGAGAUGGACGGGAAAGCCACCCAAGAUCAAGAGGACCACGUUCUUGCCGAUGGGACCGUGGUCAGCCUUGAAGGCAAGGACCUGGACGAGAGCCGCAAGGAAGCCAUCCAGAUCCUCAAGGACCUCAAGCAGAAAUAUCCCAACCGGGAACUGGAGCAGCUGGUGGAAAUGGCCAAUUACUGCGCCCUCCUUCACCAGCAGAAGAGCCGGGCCUUUUACCGCAUCCAGGCCACACGCAUGAUGAUCGGGGCGGGCAACAUCCUGCGGAAACACGCUUGCGAUCACGCCAAGAAGACCAACCCGCUGGAGGUCAAGCUCGACCCGACCCAGGAGCUGACCAGCAAGAUCUACUUCGAGCCGUGCUCAUACCAGUGCGUGGAGAACUGCGGGUUUGUGUCCCUCACCGUGGUCUGCAAGGGCGGGGAGCAGAACAGCACGUUCUACGUGGACUUCAGGACAGAAGACGGCUCUGCCAACGGCGGCUCGGACUACGAGUACAGCGAGGGGACCCUCAUCUUCAAGCCGGGGGAAACCAGCAAAGAAAUCAAGGUAGGCAUCAUCGAUGACGACAUCUUCGAGGAGGACGAGCAUUUCUUCGUGCGACUGGGCAACCUCCGGAUUGGCGACGCGGAAGGAAUGUUCGACUCGGAGACCACGACCUACCCCAAAGGCCAACUGGUUCCCCCUCAAGUGGCCACGGUGACCAUCUUAGACGACGACCACGCUGGGAUCUUCACCUUCGAUGAGAAGAUCGUCCGGGUCAGCGAGAGCAUCGGGGUGAUGGAGGCCAAGGUACUGAGGACCUCGGGGGCCAGAGGCACCGUCAUCGUCCCCUACAGGACCGUCGACGGAACGGCGAAGGGAGAGGGCGUGGACUAUGAGGAUGGCCACGGAGAGCUCGAGUUUCUCAACGACGAGACGGUGAAAUAUAUCCGGGUGAAUAUAGUUGACGACGAAGAGUAUGAAAAGCAGGAGAAUUUCUACAUCGUUCUGGAGAAACCGAAGUGGUUGAAACGUGGAAUUUCAGCUCUCUUGCUGGUUGACGAUGGAGCCGACAAUAACCUGACGAAGGAUGCGAGCCGCAUCGCCGAGAUGGGGAAGCCCGUUCUGGGAGAGCAUUCCAAACUCGAGGUCAUCAUUGAGGAGUCCUACGAAUUCAAGAGUACGGUGGACAAACUGGUGAAGAAGACCAACCUGGCGCUGGUGAUCGGGACUCACUCGUGGUGGGAGCAGUUCACGGCUGCGGUCACCGUCAGUGCCGGCAACGAUGACGAUGAGGACGAGGCCCACGAGGAGAGGCUGCCCUCUUGCUUCGACUACGUCAUGCACUUCCUGACGGUGUUCUGGAAGGUCCUCUUCGCCGUGGUGCCCCCCACGGAGUACUGGCAUGGCUGGGCCUGCUUCUGCGUCUGCAUCCUCGUGAUCGGGAUCCUCACGGCUUUCAUCGGGGACCUGGCCUCGCACUUCGGCUGCACCGUCGGCCUGAAGGACACAGUGACCGCUGUGGUCUUCGUGGCUCUCGGCACCUCAGUCCCGGAUACCUUCGCCAGUAAGGUGGCGGCUCAGCACGACCAGUACGCGGACGCCUCGAUCGGCAACGUGACGGGCAGCAACGCUGUCAACGUGUUCCUGGGCAUCGGGGUGGCCUGGUCGGUGGCAGCCGUCUACUGGGCCGUGCAGGGCAAGGAGUUCAAGGUGGAGCCCGGCUCGCUGGCCUUCUCCGUCACCCUCUUCACCAUCUUCGCUUUCAUCAGCGUCAGCGUCCUCCUGUACCGGCGGAGGCCUCACAUAGGCGGAGAGCUUGGCGGGCCGCGGUGCUACAAAAUCCUGACCAGCGUCUUCUUGUUCAGCCUUUGGUUGCUGUACGUCCUCUUCUCGGCCCUGGAAACCUACUGCCAGAUAAAGGGUUUCUGAGGCUCAGGGGUCCCGUACGUUACGUCAGGCCAGGCCAGGCCAGGCCAGGCCAGGCCAGGCCAAGGGCAGACUCUCUCUCUCUCUCUCUCUCUCUCACCCCCAACCGCCGAAGACACUUAACAGUGAGACACAUUCCAAUCUCGGAGGACAGGCUCCCAGACUUUGUCUUGUCCUCUUUUAUCGGCAAAAAAAAACGCGCGCGCGCGCACACAAUGAGAUGCUGGCGGAGUUGUCCUUUGAGCUACCUGGCCUCGGUGGGGUGGUGGUGGUGGUGGUGGGGGGGGAAUGGGGGAGGGGGUCCUGCUGUCGACUUUGUGACGAUCUUCGCGAAGCCAACAUUUGCUUUCGUUUUUUUGUUUUCUUUUUGAACUUCCGACGGAUUCAGACUCUUUUCGGUCGGUUGGUCGGUCGAUGCCCCCCGGCUUGACGUACCCGCUGGGUCACGGACACCAAGGAAGAGAGAGCCAUUGUAAAGAUAUCUCAACCAUGUUUCAGUGAAUGUUUUCCCCAGACGCCUUGGAACGGUUCGCUUGAGUUUCACCGGACUCGCUCCGGACCCCUCUUUUGUCAAGUCGCUACGACUCAUCUCACUAAAUAAGCACAAUGUUCCUGCAGGUGUACGUUUCUCUCAGAUCUAGGAGGAGGUAAUAAUAAUAAUAAUUAUUAUCAUUGUUAUUAUUAUUAUUAAGGUAAAUCAUGCCAAGCGGCAGUCAGUUGACGUGGGCAAGUUUCAUACGUGUUAUCAUGGAGGUGUGUGUCUGUCUUAUUAAAGAUGUUUAAAGGUG